Molecule: messenger RNA, 981 nt
Organism: Nanorana parkeri
Lineage: Eukaryota; Metazoa; Chordata; Amphibia; Anura; Dicroglossidae
Gene: AASDHPPT
Product: aminoadipate-semialdehyde dehydrogenase-phosphopantetheinyl transferase
Exons: 8
Coding region: 51-968 (305 amino acids)
Cellular component (GO): cytosol
Molecular function (GO): magnesium ion binding; holo-[acyl-carrier-protein] synthase activity
Source: RefSeq, a predicted model, not a curated record
GAGCUGUGUAGCCUGUCUUUCACCUGCUGAGGGCGCCGAUGAGUCGGUGAAUGCGGGCAGUGUGCAGGCUCGUAGCCAUGGAGGGUGUGAGAUGGGCAUUCCCUUGUGCUCGGUGGGCACCUGGCCGGGAAGAGUGGCUGCUCGGUUCUCGAUGUAUUCAGCCUGAGGAGAAGAGGCGCAUUGGGCAGUUUGUGUUCACACGGGAUGCCAAGGCUGCCAUGGCUGGUCGUCUUCUGAUGAGAAAGCUGAUUGCAGAAAAGCUUCACAUACCUUGGGACAGGAUACACUUGGAAAGAACAGUAAAAGGAAAGCCAUUCCUGGCCAGUGGUGUCCCUCAUGAGCUCCCGAACUUUAACUUCAAUGUCUCCCACCAAGGGGAUUAUGCUGUCCUUGCUGCUGAGCCGGAGCUACAGGUUGGAGUUGAUAUCAUGAAGACAGAUUUUCCAGGCAGCGGCUCGACUGAAGAGUUCUUUCGUCUCAUGCAUCGUCAGUUCACUGAGAGAGAAUGGCACUCCAUCAAGAGCAUGGCCGGCGACUGGGCUCAGCUAGACAUGUUCUACAGACACUGGGCUCUAAAAGAAAGCUUUAUAAAAGCCAUAGGGGUCGGCCUAGGCUUUAGUCUGCAGCGCAUCGAAUUUGAAGUCUCACCUAUAACUAUGGAGGUCGGAAAGGUUUACACAGAGACCAGAAUGUGGCUGGACGAGGAACCUGAAAACUGUUUUUUUGAGGAAAUACUUCUGGAUGACAAGCAUCAUGUUGCUGUUGCCUUGGGGGACACAAAUACAAACAGAGAACAGACUUCAAAGAACAUAAAGAGAUCAGUGACGCCGUUUACAAUUCUCACCUACAAAGACCUGAUGGCAUCAGCUGUUCCACUGACAGACGAGGACUCCAGCUAUUGGGAUAGCUUUACUUCCAAACAGGAGCUUCCCCAACGUCAAAGUGCAAAGCCAUCAGCAAAGUCAUAACAGAGGCCUGUAA